AUGACUGCCGACUUCUCUUCAUCUAAUCCUUUCAGAAGGAAAGGUCCCCUCUCAUCUUCGACGAUCUCACCUCCUUCGAACCCCACUGUCAAUCACUUCAUGAAUCCAGAACAAUCUGCGAAUUCAAAUCUCGAAUAUCUAUACAUAGAACCAAAAGAUGUGCCAAAAAAGAUACCCAAAAAGGUUCGAGUUCAGUCUCCACCACCACCAUCGCCCUCAAUCCCGGAUUCUAUAUCUACUCUAGGGGAGGAUUCGACACCCUUCGAAAACCCAACGCGAAUAACUCGAGAGGAUGAGCAAGAUCCAUUUGACAGCAUUACAUCUGAUAUAUCUGAGCAUGAGGAAGAGCAUACAUCUCCAAGGGCUCGCAUCCUGAAUCCAUUUUCCAAGACAUUGGAGACGAUGGAGAAUCCAGCUCGAGAUGCAUUAGGCAUAUCACAUACAAAUAUUACAAGCCCUGGGAGAGCUUCUAUGGAUGUGGAUGCAUUUAAGAGAUUAUUGAUGACCGGGAAUGCGGGGUUGGGACCUUCUACCCCGAUGCAACUCCCUCCCGUUCAUGCAUUGAGAGAUGAAGGCAGCAGCAGUACGGAUACGUCUUCACUAUCACGGCAAUCGAUAUUCGAACCAAUACAGGAACCACACUUGGAAUCACCAAGAUCAUCACAUGAGAUAUCAGAACCAGAGGAAGUACGAAGAGUGAUGUCUGACUCUUCAUCGUUACAUGUGAAAAAGAAACCACCCCCGCCCAGUUCGAGACAUCACGGUAAAUUGAUUAAGAUGGAAUUGAAAGAUGAGCCUACAGCUGUGUCUCCCUUAUCACCACCGCAACCAAUAUCCACAACCCCGCAAUACGUUCCUAUCAUGACUUCGACGCCAAACCGCUCCUUGACAGAUCUGAACAAACCUUUACCCCCAGCACCACCCCGUGGAAGUGGUGAAUCGGAUCGAGAAUCUCCAUUUGAUAGAGAAUCUGCAGGGAAAACACCAGAACCGCCAUCUCCAUCCUCAUCAAUAAGACGAAAGGCUGCUCCUCCACCACCUGUAACUCGAAGACACAGUCAGCUUGUUAAUGACUCAAAACUGAGUCGAAGUGUCUCCGGAAGACUUUCACCAAGAUUGGAAGAAGACAAUGUAUCCGUAUACUCAAUAGAAUCUGGACGACCUCAAGCCAACAGCGGGAAAGUACCACCUCCACCUCCCACACGAAAACAUGGUCUAUCCCGAACCCAAUCACAGCAUAUAUCUUCCUCGCUGUCAACAACAUCAUUGCCCAUUCCACCGCCAAGAAGGGGUUCCUCAAAACAUGGCCGAGCACCCUCAGUACACAGCAUCGAAGAUCCAAGUCCUUAUAUAUCCAAACGCACCUCUAUGCAAGGACCACCACCGCCACCUCGUCCCCGUCAAUCACGAAAUAGUCUCGAUGUAUCUCCAGUCUUGCCUCUUUCUUCACCCCAUGCCAGUAGCGAAUAUCGACGAAGUUCUAAUUCAUCAUCUAUGUCACAAAAUUCACGAUUCGAAGAGCAAACUACCCUCGAUUCAACUGGUGGUAAUACCAACAUCCUAGCAGAUAUCAGUGCCUUACAACGAGAAAUUGAUGCCCUAAGAAACCAGUCACAACGACGAAGUGUCACAUGA
Sclerotinia borealis F-4128 is the source of this 1635-nucleotide messenger RNA. Lineage: Eukaryota; Fungi; Ascomycota; Leotiomycetes; Helotiales; Sclerotiniaceae. The record is from the annotation of a GenBank genome assembly.